AUGGCCAUGAUACCGUGUCCGCGCACCUCGUACCAGUACGAGGCUCUCUCUGCCAUUUCCAAUGACGAACCCAGUCCCACCUUGGAGCUUCCUAUCAACUUCACGAACGGUUCGUCAGUGACCUCGGAGAUGCACACGUUCUUGAUGGAGAGAUACUUCCAUGUUAUCCACAAGGUAUAUCCGGUUUUUGACUGGCCCUCGGAGUUUUUCACUGUCACAUCGCAGACCUAUGGCAGCAACCGAUUCCUCUUAUACGUCCGCGCAAUGGUUUAUUCUAUUGCAUGCCAUUGCCUGCCGAAGAAUGACCUCAGGCUCGUGCUCCUCUCAGACGAACUAUAUCGACAUGCCGUGGCACAUGCUGAGGAUGUCAUGUCCCAAGUCUCUGUAGAGGCUCUCCAGGCCGUUCUAUUACUGGCUCUACGCUGUCUCUUCGAUCCACGCAAAGGAUCUUUGGGUCAAAUGAUUGCCUUCUCAAAGUCUUUGAUGACGGAGUUGGCUAGUCGCGGGGUUCUGGAGAAUUCUCCCUUGGAACUACCAUUACGAUGUAUGCUAUCCUGUCUCGAUAACUUGGUUGGCUCGGCUCUUGAUAGACCCUCAGGACGUCCAGAAAUGGACGUGUCACAAACAUUAGACCUGUCGAAUCAAACGGCCUUCUUGACCUCGCAAUAUCAGGAGCAAUGGAAGUAUCGCAACAGCUGCACUACCGAAGUUCAAGACACAGCAGCAUUCGAUAAACCGGUCGAUCAAAACUGGUCUCCAAUCACUCACACUGCGCGCUGCGAAACACGGUUUUUGGUAGAUACAACUACAAAAAGUGCACUGGAGCUCCUGCACGAAUACUGUCGUCCCAAUACCAUCUUCACGGUCUUCACUGCGCACUGGACUUACAAGGCAGCGCUGUGGCUUUAUCAGGACGGGGGGGCCCAGAUUUCCUGGUAUCCUCUGGCCUUGAGGACGCUCGAGCGAUGUUCUCUCAAAUGGCCAGAGUCGGGAGCGCUCAUGGAUUCUUUGGCUCAUAUGUCGUCACCAAGGUCCUAUGCAGAAAACAUUGAUUGA
Fonsecaea monophora is the source of this 1056-nucleotide messenger RNA. RefSeq lists its product as hypothetical. NCBI's taxonomy places the organism in Eukaryota, Fungi, Ascomycota, Eurotiomycetes, Chaetothyriales, Herpotrichiellaceae. The transcript is spliced from 3 exons. Bases 1 to 1056 code for a protein of 351 amino acids. The record is from RefSeq and is a predicted model, not a curated record.